Impatiens glandulifera is the source of this 1685-nucleotide messenger RNA. Its product is annotated as E3 ubiquitin-protein ligase Praja-2-like. Gene Ontology annotation, biological process: ubiquitin-dependent protein catabolic process. The transcript has a single exon. The record is from RefSeq and is a predicted model, not a curated record. The coding region runs from base 67 to 1401 and encodes 444 amino acids. Gene Ontology annotation, molecular function: ubiquitin protein ligase activity. Lineage: Eukaryota; Viridiplantae; Streptophyta; Magnoliopsida; Ericales; Balsaminaceae.
UUAUUUGGUCGGACCACAUAAAAUUUAGGUUUCCUUACAAGGAAGGAAGGUAGAAGCUAGACGGCGAUGGCGGAUAACUCUGUACCUCCUCUUCUUCUUCUUCGUCAAGCUAAUAAUAAUACCCACCAACAAGAAGAGGAAGAGGAACCAGAUCAACAGUCCAUCAGCCGUCCUUUCUUUGAACCCGUAGAUUCGCUUACACAAGAAGAUAUCUUUUCAAGGAACAACAUCAACCACGUCGACGAAGACGACGAUGUAUUAGUCUCUGAUUUCUGUUCUGCUUGUUUAGACACACUUUAUUAUCACAUCAGUGCUUCAUCCGAUUCCGAUUGCGAUUCCGAUUCCGCUUUCGAAUCUGAUUCCAACCUCAAUUGCUUCCGCCACGACUACGAAGAAAACGAUUUCAUGGAUCUCGACAUCGGAGAUCUCUGCGUUUCCUGUCGGGAGGAUCAGUUUUCCAUGAGUGAUGGACAGAUCUCGAAUUCACCCGCGUUUGAUGACGAAGUGGAAGAGGAGAGGCUAGGGUUUGGGCUCGAUAGAUCUGUUGUCGCGCCUGUUAGGGGUGAAUCUUCAACGACUGGCUUGCGUGUUGCUGGAAUUGAUUCCGAGUCCGAUUCAGAGUUGGUGAUUGAUGAUGUGAAUGGGGAGGAGCAACUUGGGAAUACUCUUUUCUGGGAUUGUCUUGGAUUUGAAGAACAAAUCUCCAACAAUGGAGAAUUGGACUGGGAGGAAAUAGAGGAAAGGGUUGUUGAUGAAAGAGAAGGACUGAGGUCAGUGAUAGAUAGAAUUGAAGAAAUGUCUGUUUCUUCAGACCUUUCUAGAUAUGAUGAGAUGAAUGAGAUUCCCGAGGAUGAUGCUGCUGCUGCUGCUGAGGAGAGUUUGGAAUGGGAAGUUCUAGUUGAAAUGGUUAAUUGGGACAGACCACGCAUGCAUGAAUUCGAAGCUGAGGAAGAGGUUGAUGAUGACGAUGAUGAUAACGAUUCGUACCUAGCAGUUCAUGACGAUUACACUACAGAUGGAGGAGAAAACAUUACAGAUUUCUUACACCAGUUCACUCGCGACAGCAACGUCGUGAGAGGUAGUCCUCCUACUGCUGAACACGUGAGGAAGAAUCUUCCUUGCGUGGUGCUGACAGUGGAAGAGUUACAAAAGGAGAAUUUAAACUGUGCAGUUUGCAAAGAUGGGAUAGUUGUGGAUGAAAAAGUGACAAUGCUUCCCUGCAAUCACCAUUACCAUUUCGAGUGCAUCGUUCCGUGGUUGAAUGUUCGAAACACGUGUCCUCUUUGUCGCUACGAGUUGCCAACAGAUGACAUGGAUUAUGAGAUGAGAAGGAACCAAGAAGGUGGUGUUGGCCUUGGAGGAGACUCGGAGGAUGGAUAUAACUAUGAAUGGCUUGUAUGAUGAUGAUCCUACUAUAUAUAUGUAUGUGAUACAUAAGGUGUUAGAACUGGAGCAUAUCUUUUAAAUUUCAGAAUCUUUUAAAGAUUAUUUUGUUUGUUUUCCUUUUUGCUAUCACAUGAAGUGAAACUCAGCAUUGCACAUAAGUAAAACCUAGGAUAGAUGUCAUCUAGAAAAUUAUCAGUACUGGGUAUGUGUGCUAUCUGUUAAUUUUGCUAGUUUUUGGUUGCAAGAUCAACUUAUUAGAUGUGUUGCUAAGGGUUUUGAGAUAUAAGAUGUAAUUCUGU